Molecule: messenger RNA, 1620 nt
Organism: Baudoinia panamericana UAMH 10762
Lineage: Eukaryota; Fungi; Ascomycota; Dothideomycetes; Mycosphaerellales; Teratosphaeriaceae
Product: glycoside hydrolase family 18 protein
Exons: 1
Coding region: 123-1226 (367 amino acids)
Biological process (GO): carbohydrate metabolic process
Cellular component (GO): extracellular region
Molecular function (GO): chitinase activity; protein binding
Source: RefSeq, a predicted model, not a curated record
UAGAUAGAGGUGAAAGUGAUCAUGCUUCAUCUCCUCCCCAUGCCUGACAAAGUCGCCAAGCCGUCUUCAGCCUCGGUUGGACUUGCCACAUUCCUCAUCAGACUUCCAUCUCUCGACCAGGCAUGUCUUCUGCGCCUCUCCCUAACCCACCUCCCCCGGGACAAGGCUCGCGGGUGAUCUUGUAUCACCAAACGCACCAUGGACCGAACGAUGGUCCGCCGGUCUCUCUUCUGCCCCUGCUGACCAACAAUACUGGCGUUACUCACAUCAUCAUCGCCGCCAUCCACGUGAAUGGGGAACCGGGCAACAUCACGCUCAAUGAUCACCACUACGAUCACGAGCGCUUCGCGACGCUGUAUAGCGAAAUGGCAUGGUGUCAAGCUAGCGGGCUGAAGGUCCUCGGUAUGGUUGGUGGUGCGGCUAAAGGCUCCUUCGAGAUGCUAGACCGAAAUGAUCCACAGAUGUUCGAGACUUACUACGUGCCGCUGAGGGAUAUGCUGCGAAAGCACAACUUCGACGGCAUCGAUCUUGACAUUGAGGAGGCCAUGAGCAUGGACGGCUGCAUCCGACUCAUCGACCGCUUGCGGGCAGAUUUCGGCCCAUCUUUCCUCAUCACUUUGGCGCCAGUUGCUACUGGACUACUGGUUGGUCAACCGCAUCUCUCCGGUCCGGCUUUCGACUACCAUGUAUUGGAGGCGAUGCGCGGUCACGAGAUCGCUUGGUACAACACGCAAUUCUACAACGGCUGGGGAGAUGCCAACACCAGCUUUUGGUACGAAACUAUCAUCGCCACUGGCUGGAAACCGGAGAAGGUCGUCUUUGGACUUCUCACAAACCCCGGAAAUGGUGGCUCUGGUUACGUAGCUCAGCCGCAUAUCGACAGCGUCCUACGAGCGAUGCGUGCGCGGCACCCUAACUUUGGCGGUGUUAUGGGCUGGGAGUACUUCAAUGCAUUACCUGGAGACCGUGAGCGGCCAUGGGAAUGGGCAGCACACAUGUCUCGAGUACUCCACUCUCCUAUACCGGCCCUUCCGGCGCCGCAGCAACAAGCACCGAUACGACCGUAUGGUGAACCUGCUGCCCUACCGCCGGCACCCCAUCCGUAUCCGGCGGAAAGCGUAAAGACACUGCAGGAUCUUGGCUUCACUCAGCAGCAAGCUGUGGCAGCACUCAACUCCACUGGAGGCAACGUUGAGUACGCAGCGGGGCUACUGUUUCAGGACUGAAGCACCGGCUACACUGGAACAGAAGCCUAGGCGCUCGUCACGGGGCGCAACUUCCUCAGGCGGCGUAGCCUGCGCUCUUGCUUCGUGGGAUCAUUCUACGUACGGCCUCCAUUAACGAACGGGAGGCCGCUGACUUCGGCACGGUGGUCACUUGGCGCUCGAAGCUGGUCUGCUAGGCGGCAUUGUGGCGCACUCUCCGGUCACGGGUGAGAGUCAGCCUUGCCGGCGGAGACCAUGGAUGAGACCUCACUUUUCCAUCACUGGCCCUGGAAGCGGCCAAUACCAUCGCCCCUCAAUAAGAUGCACCUCUUCCGUAUGCCGCCAUACAGGCCACAACAGCAAUGCUUCGCAAGAGAUGCCAGCUCGUUGUCGGCUUCAAUGACCGAUGCUCACU